AUGCUAGAAAAUCUAAAGGGAACACCGUUACAGGGAGAUUUCAGUGCAAGACGACUGAGAGCCUUCACACCACGUCUAGGCACCGAGUUAGCAAAGGAACAAGAGGAACACGAAAAAAGAUUAGAAGAAAACAAAACAGAGGAGGACGAAGAACAUACAACAGAAGAAAGAAAUAAAGAAAAAGAACAAAUAGAAGACAACGAGGAGGAAGAAGAUAAUGAGGAAGAAAACAAUGAAGAGAAUGAUAGCGAAGCAGAAGGAGAUAGCACAUUCAUUCCUUUGCAGCAGCGGUCUCUCAUCUCAGCUCUAGCACUAGCUCACCGAGGAUAUACAGUACUUGAAGGGCUUUUUUGCGGGUAUCUUUUGGAACGAGUUACUAAACACAUCUUUACAUCCCCGUCAUCCGCACUAAGGGCUGGCCACUCCAAUGGCACUCGCACUUGCAAUGCCAAACUCCAUGGGAUGACAGAAGUGGAGGCCGAGCAUAUCGCAUAUGCCACAGUUCAGGUUCGCUUCGCGAUCAGUUCGCUCGACAAAUGGAAAGAUAGGGACUCCUUAUUCUAUUAUGCUGACUAUUACACUAGAAUAGUCAACUUAAUUUGGGGGAGGAUAGAUGGGGAGUGGGUUGACUCCCUGCUAGGACAUUACAAUGGGAAAUUGUUUGGCAAUGAGAAUGGUGCUAAAGCCGGUCAUUCUGCGAACGCCGAGUGUUCAGAGGACAACGAUAUGGUUUCCAUCAAACAGCAACUUGCUGCACAUGCAGCACAGGCUUCCGGAUCCUUGGACACAACAUCUGCGCAGUCUUCAGCACUCGAUCAGCAACAAGAGUCGUGUAGCAGGUCCUUACCCCCUCUUCCUGAUAGGGCAACUCCAGAUUCUCCUGUAGCGCAAGGAUUGGCUGAUCCUCACAAGGACAAGCAGCCCUCACCACUUCCUCCCUCGUCAUCUCAGGAAUCGGAUGACGAAGGCCUUGCAUGCAAGCGCAAGGAGGCGGUGUUGCCCGCACGCUCCCUUACCCCCGAUCCUCCUGUCAACUCACAGAAGGAGACGGCCUUGCCUGCACGCUCCCCUGCCCCUGAUCCUCCUGUCGAGUCAUGUAAGCACCAGCAAGUAGCCAUUCUAGACAACAACAGCCCUCUGACGGAAGAAGAUGAAGCUGAGGUCAUCCAGCCUGCUAAGCACAAAUGA
Suillus fuscotomentosus is the source of this 1188-nucleotide messenger RNA. RefSeq lists its product as uncharacterized. The transcript has 5 exons. Bases 1 to 1188 code for a protein of 395 amino acids. Lineage: Eukaryota; Fungi; Basidiomycota; Agaricomycetes; Boletales; Suillaceae. The record is from RefSeq and is a predicted model, not a curated record.